UCCGAGACCGGAAAUGACUCCGGAUGCAGACAGCCUAUCAUCAGAACUCUUUCCACAACUUUACAGUACGAAGAGUAAACAACUUUUCGCCGGAUUUAAAUAUAUCUAUGUCUAUAUUUUAAAACAUAAACAUGUCGGCGAUGGAACAGCAUGACGGCCCAGAAGACGAGAGCCACCCCGCCUCAUUGAGCUGCUACGACUCCACAGGCGACAGCGGGGAACACCACGAGCCUCUGGAUAGCAACCGCUGCGAUAACCACGCCAACCACCAUUUCACCGCCGCCACGGCUCACUGGGUCAGCGCCGAGUAUGACGAGGAAGCCAUUCGCAGGAAGUUGAAGUACUUCUUCAUGAGCCCCUGUGACAAAUACCACGCUAAAGGUCGUAAACCUUACAAGCUGAUCCUGCAGCUGCUCAAGAUCAUCAUUGUCACCGCUCAGUUGGUGCUGUUUGGCCUCAGCAACCAAGUGGUGGUGACCUUCAAAGAGGAGAACACCAUGACGUUCAAGUAUCUCUUCCUCAAAGACUUUGACGAGUCGUCGGACAGCUCUUCUGCCGUCUACACACAACAGGACGUCUACAAGCACAUCUUCUACGCUGUGGACCAGUAUCUGGCCCUGCCGGAGACCACAGUAGGCCGCUACGCUUACGUCUACGGCGUGGGCGUCAACGGCAGCGCGCUGUCCCUCUGUCAGCAGUAUUACAAGAGGGGCCGCAUCGACCCCGCCAAUGACACCUUCAGCAUCGACCCGCGGAUCAUCACAGACUGCGUCGGAGUCAACCCUCUGUCUGUGCCCCCCGCCCCGCUCACCAGCUCCUACAAGAACUUUACACUCAAGUUCCACAAGUUUAUUAACGUCACCAUCGAGUUUCAGCUGAAGGCCAUCAAUGUGCAAACCAUCAUCAAUAAUGAGAUUCCUGACUGCUACACUUUUUACAUAAAGAUCGUGCUGGACAACAAGGCUCACAGCGGCAAAGUGAAAAUACGACUGGAGAAUCAAGCCUCCAUAAAGGAGUGCAAAGACACCAGCGUGUCCGGACAGGCUGAGAACUACACCCGUGUGGCGUUCGAUGUCGCCGUGGCUCUUGUGUGCACACUGUCGCUGGUUUUAUGCGGGCGCUCCAUACUGCGAGGCAUCAUUCUGCAACAGGAGUUUGUGCAGUUCUUUAAGGAGAACCUAAAUCACAAAGUCUGCUGGGCAGACCGUCUGGAGUUCAUCAACGGCUGGUACAUCCUCCUUAUCGUCAGCGACAUUCUCACCAUCACCGGAAGCGUCAUCAAGAUUGGCAUCGAGUCCAAGAAUAUGUCUUCCUAUGAUCUAUGCGGUAUCCUCAUGGGUACCUCCACCCUCUUGGUAUGGGUGGGAGUCAUUCGCUACCUCACCUUCUUCCAGAAAUACAACAUCCUGAUCGUGACUCUUCGGGCAGCCUUCCCCAACGUAAUCCGCUUCUGCUGCUGUGUGGCCGUCAUAUAUUUAGGCUACUGCUUCUGUGGCUGGAUCGUGCUUGGACCGUAUCAUGUUAAGUUUCGUUCGCUGUCCAUGGUGUCCGAAUGCCUCUUCUCGCUCAUCAACGGCGACGACAUGUUCGUGACCUUCUCGGGAAUGCAGGAGAGCAGCACGCUGGUGUGGCUCUUCAGCCAGGUGUACCUGUACACCUUCAUCUCGCUCUUCAUCUACAUGGUGCUGUCGCUUUUCAUCGCGCUCAUCACCGGCGCCUACGAGGCCAUUAAGCAUCAAACCCAGGAGCCCAUCCACAUAACAGACUUGCACGCCUUCAUCGCCGAGUGCACCGACGCCCCAAGCUCCGGCAAGUUCAGGGGAAUGGAAACGUCGCCGUGCUCCUUUUUCUGCUGCUGUGACCGAAUGACAACAUACGAGGACGUCCUGCUGGUGAAUUGAGGAGGAGCACCCUUUUUUUUUUUCCUCUCCAGCACUUGACUGAAGGAGAAGAAUCCAAUCAGUUGGACUAGCAUUUCCGAUGAGGAAUGAACUGGUCGUGAAUUCUUCAGGAACAAGCCGCUUUGUGCAGGAUGAAAGCACACGUAGUAUUUCAUGGCUCGAUGUCAGGCCAACUCAGUGUUGUUGAUUUUUUUUUUUUAACCUGCUAGUUUUUUUAGCAGAUUUCAGCCUCAGGCCCAUCAACACGCACAAAACUUUCGGGCGGAUCCAGUUUGACUGCAGCCUCGGAAGGGAUGGCCACUUGACAUGGUAUGCCUGUUUAGUGUUUUUAUAUUCUGGGGAACCAGAAUCCUCGUUUAAGACUUUUUGUCCUUACUCUUUUAAAAUUAAGGAAAAAACUCACUUUUUGAAGCAUUUAAUCAUCAAAACACUUUUAUUAAGCAAUAGUGCAAUGGAGAUUACAGCCAUAUUUAUUUUGAAAAAAUAGCUUUAGAGAACAUGUGAUUCUUUUAAAAAAAAAAAUAUUUUUAAUACAUUUCAGAACAAGAAAUGGAGUUGCAAAUCAAAUCAAAUCAAAAUUGCACCUAACAAAUCCAGUUCCAAAAUUCUUAAUUUCACCUGAAAAUGUCCAAUAGUGAAACUCCUAUUAUUUGUUGGAUUCACAGAGUGGAAGAGCCCCAACAUUUGAUAAUUAUAUAUAAAAAAAAAAAAACUCAAGACAUUUUUGAUCUUGAAAGGAUUUUCUGAUUUGUUUGAUAAUUCUGUUUAGUGUAUUUGAGUUUUUAAACUUUCUAAUUGCGCUACUAAAAUAGAUUUGAGAUGCAGCUGCUAUAUAAAAAUUUCUAAGCCACAAAUAUAUAUAUAUAUAUUUUUAAAUACGUUUCUACUCUGUUAAUUGAGAAUCUCAGGUAGCACUUCCCUUAUGCUGCACCAGCAUCAUUUUUCGAUAUUGGUUGCUAUCAUAGAUUUUGCAUUACGUACUAAUUUACUAAGUUAGUAAUGCAGCACUUGCUUUUCGGUCGUUAUAACGAAACUAAGGAAACUGUUCUUAAUUUUGACACACGAUUUCUUCAAGAAAUAAUUCUGGAGCUCUUAGAAAACCCAACUUGAAGCAGCCAAACAGGUCAACAACUUAUGUAUACCAAUUUACUAUGUGGUUCUCUUGUAUUUUCUUUUUUUUUAUCUACCCUUGUCAUCAUUACGGCUAUUUCAUAUGAUGUUUUGUAUUGCAUGAAACGCACAAUUGUCUCGUUUUCAUAACUUUUAUUCAAUCAUAUACUAAAACAACCAAUGACUUAUUUAAGUGUAACACUGAGAAACCUGUUUGAAAUUUAGCCUUAAAUAAUAUAUUAUACGAGUCUAUAUAAUAUAUUGUUAUAUCAUUUGUUUCUAAGAUAUUUUCCAUAUGUGCCCUAACCACAGAGACAUUCUUUUAUACACAUAUGGUACAAAUAUUCUACAAUGUAUCACCGUUCAGCAAAUUGUUAACUACUAGAAACAUGUCUUGUACACAUGUUGCUGAUUAAAGUGCCAUGGAUCAUA
Syngnathus typhle (broad-nosed pipefish) is the source of this 3443-nucleotide messenger RNA. Its product is annotated as mucolipin-1-like. The coding region runs from base 132 to 1901 and encodes 589 amino acids. The record is from RefSeq and is a predicted model, not a curated record. NCBI's taxonomy places the organism in Eukaryota, Metazoa, Chordata, Actinopteri, Syngnathiformes, Syngnathidae. Gene Ontology annotation, cellular component: lysosomal membrane; plasma membrane. The transcript has 14 exons. Gene Ontology annotation, molecular function: NAADP-sensitive calcium-release channel activity.